Molecule: messenger RNA, 1145 nt
Organism: Eufriesea mexicana
Lineage: Eukaryota; Metazoa; Arthropoda; Insecta; Hymenoptera; Apidae
Gene: Atg3
Product: Autophagy-related protein 3
Exons: 6
Coding region: 156-1145 (329 amino acids)
Biological process (GO): nucleophagy; autophagy of mitochondrion; autophagosome assembly
Cellular component (GO): cytosol; phagophore assembly site
Molecular function (GO): Atg8-family ligase activity
Source: RefSeq, a predicted model, not a curated record
GGGAGUUUUUUGGUAUCGCAUAUAUGACUCUCAUAUUCAACUAAAUCGAUAAUACGUUGGAAACUGUUAUUAUAUGAAUGUUUGCACUUAGCAAUUAUUCACUCUGAUCUUUUCCACUUUUAAUAAAUUUAAGUUCUCUGUUUCACGAAAUAGAGAUGCAGAGUGUCAUAAAUUCCGUAAAAGGUACUGCGCUUGGUGUUGCCGAAUACUUAACCCCUGUAUUGAAGGAAAGUAAAUUUCGAGAAACUGGGGUAUUAACACCAGAGGAGUUUGUGGCAGCUGGUGAUCAUUUGGUACAUCAUUGCCCAACAUGGCAAUGGGCUACUGGUGAUGAAGAUAGGAUGAAGUCAUAUCUCCCUAAAAAGAAACAAUUUUUAUUGACACGUAAUGUUCCUUGUACUCGCAGAUGCAAACAGAUUGAAUACAGCAAGGAACAAGAAUGUAUUAUAGAAACCGAUGAUCCAGAAGGUGGUUGGGUUGAUACACAUCAUUAUGACACAAGCAUCGGUGGAAUUGAAGAAAGAAUAACAGAAAUGACAUUAGAUGAAACACAACUUUCUCAAUCAAUUGGUACAGAAGAAAAUAAUGGAGAUGAUGCUGAUAAUGAUGAUAAUGAUGAUGAUGAUGAUGAUGAUGAUGAUAAUGAAGAUGCUGCAGAUAUGGAAGCUUUUGAAGUCAGUGGGAUGCUAGAUGAACAAGACAAGUAUACAGCAAAAAUUACAAAAAAACCAGCCAGGGAAAAAUGGGAAUCAUUUUCUGAAGGAGAAAUUAUUCAUACGCGUACAUAUGAUUUAUAUAUUACAUAUGAUAAGUAUUAUCAAACACCUCGAUUAUGGCUUUCAGGAUAUGAUGAGAAUUGUAAGCCUUUGACAGUACAAGAAAUGUAUGAGGAUGUUAGUCAAGAUCAUGCUAAAAAGACUGUUACAAUGGAAGUACAUCCUCAUAUACCUGGACCUCUAAUGGCUUCAGUUCAUCCUUGCAGACAUGCUGAAGUAAUGAAAAAAAUUAUUGAAACUGUAAUGGAAGGUGGUCGUGAGCUGGGAGUACAUAUGUAUCUUAUAAUAUUUCUCAAAUUUGUGCAAUCUGUAAUUCCUACAAUCGAAUAUGAUUACACACAAAAUUUUAUGUUAAAUGCUUCUGGUUAG